AUGGAAUCAGCUAGUUGUGGACCAUCAAAUGCUGUUAAGAAUUUAAAUAACUUCACUAAUCAAAAUAAACUAUAUAAUAAUAUAAAUCAAAAUCAAAAUCAUCAUCUCCAUCAACAACAAAAUCUCGGUUUUAAAUCUAGUAAUCCACAAAUUGUUGAUCAUUCAUUAAAUAAUGAAUUUUCACAAUUUAAUAGAGUAAAUCAACAACAACAAACACCAUCACAUUUCCAACAACAAUCUUUCAAUCAACCUCAACCUCAUUCUCAACAUCUUCAACAAAAUAAGGGUGGUGCUUGGAUAAAUGAUUUUUCAAACUUAUCAAUAGAACAACAACACGCUCAAAAUCAAGCUCAGAGUAUAGGAUUAAAAAAUGAUUGGCAUCAACAAUUUAUGCAGAAUCAACAACAACAGCAACAACAACGACAAAACCACAUACUACAACAAAAAAAUCAUGAACCACAACAGUUUAGACAACAAUUCACCCCAGCAUAUAUAAACUCAGGUUUACAAUAUAGAUCACAAAUGUCAACUCCUCAAUUUAGUCAACAAUCCGAACAUCAACAAGUACAUAAAAUCGAAUCAUCCGAUGCUCAAUUCAAAGAUCAAUUCGAUAUGAUUGAAAAAGAAUUAAAUGAAACACAACAACAAUUUAACGAGCAGAUGACUUCAGAUAUAGAAAAGGAAGAAUUUGCUGAAUCUGCACGUAAAGUUGAAUCAUCAAUGAAGUCAAUAAACUCACAGGAUUCCACAAUGAAUGAUAAAUUUGCAAAUAGUAAAUUUUUAAAAUUAAUGUCUUCAAUUGGAGAUAAACAAGUAGAAUUAGAAGGUGAUAAAUUAGUCAAUAGUAAAACUAAAAAUGACUUGCGAGGUGAAAAUGAGCUCGAAAAUAUUCAAAUUUCAAAAACACCAACAACUUCAAAUACAACUAAUCCAGAUUAUCAUAAACCAAUGCAUAAUGAAAUACAUACUCAUACUCUGAAUCAUAAUUGGAAUGGAGAGACAUUAUCGAAUCAACCAAGUGAACAAGAGGAAAUUGUAGAUCACCCGCAAAAUAAAUUACCUGAUCCCUUAGCUCAUAUUAAAGAUGGUGAUUUAAAUGAUAUUAAUGAUCCCUUAACUGCUGCUAGAUUAAUAAGUGGUGGUCAAGUAAAACCUAGAAAUUGGGAAGAAGAUGAUGAUUGGUUAGUUAAUGAUACUCCUCAACUUAAUAGACCAUUUAGAAAGGGUCAAAUUGUUGAUCAUCAAUGGGAUGAAAUGUAUACUGAUUAUAGACAUGAUGACGAUUUUCAUUAA
This is a messenger RNA of Insectozyma verbasci, 1293 nucleotides long. The record is from the annotation of a GenBank genome assembly. NCBI's taxonomy places the organism in Eukaryota, Fungi, Ascomycota, Pichiomycetes, Serinales, Debaryomycetaceae.